This is a messenger RNA of Siniperca chuatsi (mandarin fish), 5246 nucleotides long. RefSeq names its product N-acetylglucosaminidase, alpha (gene naglu). The coding region runs from base 164 to 2419 and encodes 751 amino acids. The record is from RefSeq and is a predicted model, not a curated record. NCBI's taxonomy places the organism in Eukaryota, Metazoa, Chordata, Actinopteri, Centrarchiformes, Sinipercidae. The transcript is spliced from 6 exons.
ACUGGCUGUUAGUUGUAAUCAAGGCAGCAGCUCUCUCUCUCUGAUUGGUCAGCAGCCCUUCGGUAAACCAACGUUUCCUGGUUAUUUGCAAAUGGAGAAAUUAACUUGUUUUUAAACCUGUGCUACGGUGGGAAACUCUGGCUUCAUUUGACUGGGGAUCAAAAUGUUACCCAGAAGCGGCUGUUGCCUGAUUCUGGUCGUCGUGUCGUGUCUUUUUGUAACUGCCUAUUGCAAGUUUCCUACUCUAGACCACAUCAAACCGAAAGCUAGUGACAAGGCACAGGGGAGAGCAGUGGUCGAGCUACUGAAACGCCUGCUCGGGAACAGAUCUACGGAGUUCAUAGUGUCAGUCAACAGGAGCAUUUCCAACGACAGCCUGGAUGUGUGUGAGCUCAGAUCCACUAAAAACAACAAGAUAGUCGCUACAGGCAGCACCGGAGUGGCCGUGGCUUCUGGCAUUUACAACUAUUUAAAAUAUUUCUGCAACUGCCAUGUUUCCUGGUCUGGUGACCAGCUGACUCUGCCCCGUCCUCUGCCAAAGCUCACCGGCGUCCUGCGCAUCAACACCCAGCAUAGAUUCCGGUAUUACCAGAACGUCUGCACUUUUAGCUAUUCCUCUGUGUGGUGGGACUGGCCAAGAUGGGAGAGAGAGAUCGACUGGAUGGCACUCAAUGGAAUCAAUCUGCCACUGGCUUUUACUGGCCAAGAAGCCCUGUGGCAAGAGGUUUACCGAGCUCUUGGGUUAAACCAGUCUGAGAUUGAAGAGUUCUUCUCUGGCCCGGCGUUUCUUGCCUGGAACCGUAUGGGAAACAUGUUCAAGUUUGGUGGGCCUCUGCCACUGUCCUGGCAUGUGAACCAGCUCUACCUCCAAUUUAAAAUCUUAGCGCGAAUGAGAUCCUUUGGCAUGAUUCCUGUGCUGCCAGCCUUCUCUGGAAGCAUUCCCAAGGGAAUCCUCAGGUUGUAUCCAGAAGCCAAUGUAACCCGACUGGGGCCUUGGGCUCAUUUCAACUGCAGCUUCUCAUGCUCGUAUAUCUUAGACCCUCGGGACUCACUUUUCCUCCAGAUCGGUUCCCUCUAUCUGUCCCAGGUGGUGAAGCAGUUUGGUACAGAUCACAUCUACAACACUGACACCUUCAAUGAGAUGACUCCACCUUCCUCUGACACCACCUACCUGUCAGCAGUCAGUCGUUCUGUCUUUGCCUCAAUGACCGCAGUCGAUCCUCAGGCAAUUUGGCUGAUGCAAGGCUGGCUGUUCUUCAGUGAUGCAGCGUUUUGGAAGCCAGCCCAGAUUCAGGCCCUACUACACGGAGUACCCCUCGGAAGAAUGAUCGUACUGGACCUGUUUGCAGAGACCGAGCCCAUUUUCUCCUACACUGAAUCUUUCUAUGGACAGCCCUUCAUCUGGUGCAUGCUGCAAAACUUUGGGGGCAACAGUGGAUUCUUUGGCACCGUUGACAUCAUCAAUUCAGGGCCCUUCAAAGCCUUACAAUUCCCAAACUCCACCCUGGUGGGCAUAGGCAUGGCACCUGAGGGCAUUGAGCAGAAUCCUGUGAUGUACGAGUUGAUGAGCGAGUUGGCUUGGCGCAAGGAGCCAGUCAGCUUAUCCAAGUGGGUGUCGCUGUAUGCAGUACGCCGCUACGGUAGCACACAAGAGAACCUGGCUGCUGCAUGGAGGCUCUUGAUCGCCAGUGUCUACAACUGCACAGUGCCACAUUACCGAAACCACAACCAUAGCCCACUGGUGCGCCGGCCUUCUUUUCACAUGAAUUCUGGCCUUUGGUAUGCCCCAGCUGACUUGUACAAAGCCUGGAAACUGAUUAUUGAGGCAGCUCCAUCUCUCAUGUCCAAGGAGACCUUCCGAUACGAUCUUGUGGAUGUGACUCGGCAGGUCCUACAAGUCCUGACAACAUCCUUUUACCAGGAUAUUACAGAUGCCUUCCAGAACCAAAAGCUACCAGAGCUGCUGACUGCAGGUGGGGUGCUGGUUUAUGACCUCUUGCCUGAGCUCAAUCGUUUGCUGAGUAGUGACCACAACUUUCUGUUAGGAUCAUGGCUGGAGCGGGCCCGAGCCUUAGCCCUAGAUGAGAAGGAGGCACAGCUCUAUGACAUGAAUGCCAGAAACCAGCUCACUCUAUGGGGUCCCAGUGGUGAGAUCCUGGACUACGCCAACAAGGAGUGGGGAGGCCUCAUGGAGGACUACUAUGCCCAGCGAUGGAGCUUGUUUGUUCACACCCUGGUAGAGUGUCUGGACAGUGGACGACCAUUUAAGCAGGAUGCCUUCAACCAGGCAGUUUUCCAGGUAGAAAGGGGAUUCAUUUACAAUGGCCGAAGGUACCCAAACAAGCCUCAGGGAGACACAUACGAGAUCGCCCGCAGGAUUUUCCUCAAGUACUACCCACAGGCCUUGAAGAGACUAUAGUGAGCAGAGACUACAUUUUGGAAAAACUUGUCUCAAGUUGCAGCAAGAAGAAUGUCUUUCUCCACCUCCAGUUUUCUAUGGCUAUCCCAAAACAUUCUGAUGUAGAAAAUCUAACAGCCUGAAUUUACAGGAACAAUCUGUUCUACUACAUGUGCAAAAACAUAUAGUAAAAUCAGUAAUGGGUAGUUGUGCAUGUUGUAGGGGGAAUAAAAGAAUUUUCACUUUACAUUAACACUGAUGAAAUAUCCAACCAUGCCUUUAUAAAAGAGGAGAAGGAAAUUAGAAAAAGACAUUGUAAUGAAUUACAGACGACUGUGUGAAGGUGUUGAUUUGGUGUGGAAUUUCAUGUGUACAUCCCUAGGUGAUGUUUUUGAUUCAACUGAUCUUAAAGAAAUAGUUCAACAUUUUUGGAAAUACGCAUAUUCACUUUCCCAGAGUAAGAUGAGAAAAUUGAUAGGAGUCUCGUGUUAAGUAUGGAACUGGAAUCAGGACGUGGUUAGCCUAGCUUAGCAUAAAGACUGGAAGCAGGGGGAAACAGCUAACCUGGCUCUGUCCAAAGUAAAAACAAGACUAAAGCUGUGUUAUUUACGCAUUGUAUAUUGUUUAUUUAACCUGUGUACCAACAAAAAUGUAAAAAUUACAAUUUGUGGUUUUAGGAAAACUUAGGUGCUGGAACUAUUUCUUGACGAACAACAUUUUGUCCAUCUGCCCAUGAUGUACAGACACGAUGGUACCAUACAUGGCAACCUCACUGUGACUUCAAGAAUCUGCUCACAGUCACUGUGCUUGGCUGUUCACAAAAAAUAGUUCCAGCAUUAAACUCCCCCUAAAACCACAAAUUCUCAUUUUAAAAUUUCAGUUAUGUACAGGUUAAACAAAUGAGAUACAGCUUGUUAAUUAGUGCGCUUUAGAGGUGUUUGUAGGUGAGGACUGUGUGCUUCAUAAACAUUGCACUAAGAAACAUUAGAACACGUAGGCUAGUAGCAUAGUUACCAAACAAUUGGAUGUCUUUCUUUUUUGCGUAACAAUUUUCUACUUAAUUUACAAUUUCAUGCUCAUAUCGUUAGUGAGAUUGGACACAAUAAGUUUCUGUGAAGGUUUUAUGAACAGAGGCCACCAUUGGCUCAUGGUGCACCUUAGCAGAUAACUUUGUCUUGUCGUCCCUAGCUGGUUUUUCUUUAAAAAAAUAUAUUUUUAUAUGAAAAUUCAUGGAUGUUCAACUGAGACAUUUCACAUUUACAUCAAUCACUUGAAAAAACUGUCUAUUUUUAUUUGGUUUUGUUUUGGUUUACUGAAGUGUAGAUGAGAUUUUUCUUUUUGAUAAAUGUAGUUUUAGUUAAGGAUUAUCCCAGCAUGCCUUGGGUGAGAGGCAGGGUCCACCUGAACAGGUCACCAGUUUGUGCACACACACAGAGAGAGCGUUCAAACUCCACGCAUAGAGGCUUCCAGCUGUUGAUUCUAACCCAUGAGAUGUCUUUAUAUGAGGUGUAAACCAGGACUUCCCAUAGGUUUUUAUCAGGACCAAUACCAGCUCCUUUUACUGGUCAAACCCUCAAUUACCAAUAAGUUUCUUAUGGAAAAUUGUUAAUGUUUGUAAUCAAUAACACUAAUCCAUAAAAAUGAAUGCAGCAUUGGGCAAUAUUAUGAUAUACAGUGGUGGAAGAAGUACUCAGAUCAUUUACUUAUGUAAAAGUAGCAAUGCCACACUACUCUAAUACAAGUAAGAGUCCUGCAUUUAAAGUAAUACUUUUGUAAAAGUACAGAAAUAUUAUUAGCAAAAUGUACUUAAAGUAUCAAAAGUAAAAGUACUCGAAAAAUGGCCCUAUGUCACUGAUAAUGAAUUAUUUUUUAUAUUAUCAUAUUGUUAAUAUUGAUGCAUUAAUGUGCAAGUAGCAUUUUACUGUUGUAGCUGCUCGUGGUGGAGAUAGUUUUAAUUACUUACAGUUAGAUAGUUUUGUCCAGUGGUUCCCAAAACGGGGUCUGGCCCCUCCAAAGGAGUUACAAGAUAAAUCUGAGGGAUCGUGAGAUGAUUUAAUGGGAGAGGAAAGAAGGAAAAAUAAUUCAUCUACACAAAUCUGUUUAAAUUUUUCAGACUCUCUCUAAUCUUUGCUGUUUUUGUAAAGUAUUGGAUACAUUUUCCUCUUUGGGCCUUUAACAGUUAUUGAAAUGAAACCAUGUGAGAAGUUUCGAGGAAAAAUGUCUCUUUGAUGGAACUGCUGACAACUCAGACAUCUGAAACAUGACAAGGAGACACAACUACACUGAUUUUGUUAGGGGGUCACAAGGCAAAAAUGUUGAGAACCACAAGGUUAAUCUUUUAGCAGGUGUUGUAUUUUCUAAGUGUAUCAUAUGAUUUUUAUUCAAGAAAGUAACCAGUAAGCAGUAACAGGUGUCAGAUAAAUGUACUGGAGUUAAAAAUACAAUAUUUCAAUUAUAAAGCAGCGAAAAACAUGGACCUCAAAAUUGUACUUGAGUGAAUGCACUUCACUUCCACCACUGAUUACAUACAUUGUCAGAUGAUAUAAACCGUCAGAGAUUUUGCCAUACACUGUGGUAGCUCUAGAUUGAAUGGCUUUAUUAGACUGUUGUGUGUUGCAAAUCAAUUGACAAGACUGUUCAAUAAUAGGUUUUUAUGUGAUUUUUGCAUCAAUGUGAUGAUGUACUUGUCAGGUAUUUAAUUUGCUGGAUUAGCCAAAAAGAGAGUCUUGUGGUUAAUUUAUCCAUAAACAUGCUUCUCAAUUGAUUUUUUUUUUCAGAAAAUAUAUCACAAUAUUUGAUGAUAUAAAAUAACAUUAUAUACAUUAAUAAAGGAUUUUAUCAAUAUCAA